CCGACCUAGAAGAUAGUCUUGGGCCAGAGUUGUAUCUGAUAUAAAAGGCCCAACUCUAGGGUUUCGCUUUGUACUAGGGUUUUCGCUCACUUCCUCCCUCCCCAAGCAUUUGCAGCGGCGACCUCGAACAGCGAAGAUGCCUUCCCACAAGACCUUUAUGAUAAAGAAAAAGCUGGCGAAGAAGAUGCGUCAGAACAGGCCGAUACCCCACUGGAUUCGGAUGAGGACCGACAACACGAUCAGGUACAACGCGAAGCGCAGGCACUGGCGUCGCACCAAGCUCGGAUUCUGAGAUGUUUGGUUGCUCUAUACCUUUGCAUCAUUAUCUUAUUUUGAAUCAGUGUUAGGAGUUUAUAUAUUUCGGAGCUUGAUGUAUUGUAUUUCUUUUAAGAACCCUGUUGUAAGGAACGCACAAGAGUACUUCCCCUGACAUGUUUCAAUUUUUAUUUACUGAUUUGUGGAAUCUGAAUUGAUGGGUUAAUCUUGGUUUCGUCACAA
Alnus glutinosa is the source of this 498-nucleotide messenger RNA. Its product is annotated as large ribosomal subunit protein eL39x. The record is from RefSeq and is a predicted model, not a curated record. Gene Ontology annotation, biological process: translation. The coding region runs from base 137 to 292 and encodes 51 amino acids. The transcript has 3 exons. Gene Ontology annotation, molecular function: structural constituent of ribosome. Lineage: Eukaryota; Viridiplantae; Streptophyta; Magnoliopsida; Fagales; Betulaceae. Gene Ontology annotation, cellular component: cytosolic large ribosomal subunit; ribosome.